Scutellospora calospora is the source of this 136-nucleotide messenger RNA. The record is from the annotation of a GenBank genome assembly. Lineage: Eukaryota; Fungi; Glomeromycota; Glomeromycetes; Diversisporales; Gigasporaceae.
UUUUAUAAUGAUCAAUUCGUAGAACAGUUAGCAAAAAAUAAUAGAUCAUCGAAUAAUAAUAAUUUAUAUAAUUUUCUUAGUGAAAUUGUUAAUGAAUUAUGUAAUAUUUAUGAAAAAGAAAGAUUGAAGGGCAAAG